AUGUGGGGAUCUUAUUAUAUUAUUUUGACUAUUGGAGACAUCUAUGAUGAUGAUGAUGAUGCUGUGACACAAAAGCGUUCUGAAACCGAAAAUUCUGUGAAUCCUAAUGAAUCUGAUAAUACAUUGGUGAUACAACCAGACUGUGGAAGUGGCAAUGAAAACUAUCAUGAACUAUUCAACAUGGAACAUGAAGUUGAAGGUGCAGAAGUCCAGCCUGAUCAAGUAGCUUCACAAAUGAACCAUCCAACACACUUCAAAAAAUAUAUUUCUGAGUCAACAGAACAGGAUUUUUGCUCAUCACCCAAAGAAGGACAACCAUCUCCUCCAAGACAGAAUAAUCUGGGAAAAGAUGUGAUUGAAGAAUUCUAUGAAGCAUAUCACCGAAACCAAAUUAGAGCAUUUCAACAUUGUUUCCAGGACUUACAAGAUCUUAUUGAACAAACGAAUAGACAGUUUGCCAAGCUGAAUGGAAUCUUUAUAGCAAUGCAAAAGUUUUGGGAGAGAUCACUGACACAACGAUGCACGUCUGUAGCGACAUCUAUAGAAGUUCCACCACCAGGAUUCCCUAGUGUGGCCAAUAGCCCUGAUAGGAUGAAUUACUCAGACUUUUUAAGAAGUGGGAACAUGAGCCCAGAUACUACCUUCUCAUCUGUCUGCCUCCUUUCCCACUUUGAUAUGCCAGGAACAGCAGAAGCUAGCUUGGAAAAUAACUCCGAGGCAAGGAAUUACCCACCUGUAUUGGGUAAUGACAUUGGCCAGCGUCUUUUGUCUUCAUCUCCCAGCUCCUUGUCUGAUUCUGUAAGUGAAGAAUUUGUAAAGAUAGAAAUACCAGAAAAUAUGGAAAACAGCUCAGAAGACAGUCUUGAGAUAUUGAGUUGCCCAUCUUCACUGGAAAGUGACAGAGAUCAGAGCUUUUCAUCUUCACUUUACUGCACUUGCACCAAUUAUGGAAUGUUGGGUGAAAAAGAAACUGGCUUUGACAAGAACCUUCAGACAAUGAACAACUUACAUAUAAUGGAAUAUGAGAGUGAAAUAUCUCCCUAUUCAUCUAUGUCUAGUUCUCCCAGUUCUGAAACAUCAGUAGAAACAGGAACCAAUAUGAAAAGUAACUCUGGCAGGAAGAAUCGCCCAAAGUUAAUGAGAAAUUAUGGAGGUCAACAUCCUUUCUCAUCAUCUGUUUGUCCUCUUCAUCGUUUUAGUUUUGGAUAUAUUGGAUAUCCAUUCAGAUGUAUAAAGAUACCAAAUUCAGUGAUAGAUGUAGCGAAAUCCAUGUGUCGCCCGGAGCACUCAGCCAAAUACCUUCUCCACCACCUGUUCACAGAUGAUGUCCUGAUCAGAAGUAACGUUUAUGGCAGUUUGGAGCAAGGCCUGUGUGCUCUUGACUCCAACAGGAUUAAUGCCCUCCGAGAGUUUCUCCAAGACACCUUCCCUGUUUAUGACCUAGAAGAAACUGGAUGUGACUGGCAGCUGUGUGUGAUCGCCAUCGACAACUGUAUCCGUAGUUUUAGAUCUGGCCUUAAGAACACUGUGGUCGAUUUAUAGACGCAGUUUACAGGGAAGAAUCCUUGAGAAGAGCCAGAGCCAAGAGAGAAUGAUGAAACCAACUCAAGUAUUUGAAUGUCAGCUGUGUUGUUUUUUAAAAAUGUUAGAUGGGCUGUAAGCGUCUCAGUUAUAAUUCUGAAACAAACCUUAAGAAAUAGCCUAAGCUCUUUUUCUGCCUGCAAAGGGAGACAGAAUUGCAAUAGGAAGAUAUGUAAUGGUUUUGUCUCAUAACAAAAUGAUGGGUAGGAUGCUGCUAUGAACCUCUGAUUGAGGGAAUAGUAGCAUAUGCCUAACAGUCAUCAUUGUUGUUUGAAUGUAGAGAGUAACAUAUUUAGCAUUUAGUGAUAGGUGAAAUCUGCGUUAUCAGUGAAGUACAGAUAGAUGGGCAGAGAGCUGUGGUUGGAAGCACAAACCACAAAUCCAAGCAUAGUAACUUGCAUGUAAUAGACAUUCUGUAUUUACCAAGUAAAUUGAAACAACAGAGCUUAGAUAUAGCCUGCUAAUUUAGAAGGCAGGUGUUAUUUACAUAUGUCCAGUAUACCCACUGUGGCUUUCUUAUACACUCUUCAGAAUCUUAGGAUUGAUAUAACAUUUAUUUGACCUAAAUCUUCCAGACACAAGACUUAAUGUUCUUUUGAUUUACUCCUGACAAGAACAGUAUUCUUUUAAUUACUCAUGAUAACAUGUUGUCAUAGAUGUUUUCUCAGGGAG
Messenger RNA from Fukomys damarensis (Damara mole-rat), 2253 nucleotides. It is a transcript of the gene Bend2, whose product is annotated as BEN domain containing 2. The transcript is spliced from 12 exons. The record is from RefSeq and is a predicted model, not a curated record. The coding region runs from base 1 to 1542 and encodes 513 amino acids. NCBI's taxonomy places the organism in Eukaryota, Metazoa, Chordata, Mammalia, Rodentia, Bathyergidae. Gene Ontology annotation, molecular function: DNA binding.